Messenger RNA from Desarmillaria tabescens, 1047 nucleotides. RefSeq lists its product as uncharacterized. Gene Ontology annotation, cellular component: mitochondrion. The record is from RefSeq and is a predicted model, not a curated record. The transcript is spliced from 2 exons. The coding region runs from base 146 to 943 and encodes 265 amino acids. Gene Ontology annotation, biological process: [2Fe-2S] cluster assembly; protein complex oligomerization. Gene Ontology annotation, molecular function: ATPase activator activity; protein-folding chaperone binding. Lineage: Eukaryota; Fungi; Basidiomycota; Agaricomycetes; Agaricales; Physalacriaceae.
GUUUGUGUUGAGCCGGGAUAUGUUCGAGGAUUUGUUAAUUUGGAGCCGGGUGGAUCGUGGACUGGCGGGCAAACACUGAGUGUCAUACACGAAGAGCGGCGUUUGACAAAUUUGUGAAUUUGAAAUCUGUAUAAUAAUACUAGCGAUGACGUCAUCUAAACUUGCUUUCCUUGUUACUACCAUGUUCUCUCGUCUGGCGUCUAGCUUCACUCUUCGGCAAGCAUCGUACAAUGCAGCACAUCACUUGAAGCGCCCACUUCAUAAUACACGACCGGUGCUGUCGCCAUCGACCGUCAGCACCCUGCCUAGCUCGUGCCCUGCGUGCCAUCAGCCUCUUCCUUCGUCUCUGCCCGCCUGCUCUAGCUGCGGUUCAAUAACAAAUAUACCCUCUGACAUCAAUUACUAUCAUCUCCUUGGUUUUGACUAUGUCCCAUCACAGUUUCACGUGGACCAAGGGUUACUACGAAACCAAUUCCGACGCGCACAGAUUGCAUGCCAUCCAGAUGCAUGGACGUCCAAAGGCCAAGUGCGGUUUGUACAUUUUUUAUUAUUCAUAUCUCACACUCUGCAGGGAAAGACAGAUGUUGCGCAGCUUCUCUCUUCGCAAAUAAAUGAAGCCUAUCAGACAUUGCGAGAUCCGUUGUCGCGACUCACCUAUCUGCUAACCCUCAAUGGCGUACCAAUGGAAGAGACGGACAAGUUGGACGAUAUGGAAUUUCUAUCAGAAAUAAUGUUAGCCCGUAACACUAUUGACGAUGCUGAAGAUGAAGCGGAAGUACUGCAGGUCGCCGACGAGUGCCGAGAAAAAUUGAAAGACGCGUUCAAAGAGAUUUCCAUACUUGUCGAACGGGGAGAUUGGUCUGCUGCGAAACAGGCAGGAAUCCGGCUCAAAUAUAUACGAGGGGUAGAAAAAGCGGCAGAGGAAUGGUUGCGAGAUAGAUAAGAUGAGAUUUUUAAAGAGAUAAGAUUAGAUCUAAAGUACGAUUGAGAUUCUCGGCAGAUCCCGGGAAUUUUUGUGUGCAUUUGCAUCCUACCUCGACGCCCCAU